UACUACUUACUUAAAAAGUAGAAUUUAAGUAUAAUUUAAGACUAUAUAAAGGCUUAGGAUGUAUAUUUUGUUCAUCAGCUAAAGAACAAUCUUUGGCGAUAAUGUCCACACUCUCAAACUUCAUGAUCAAGACCUGCCUCAAGUUCAAACCGGUUUUGUACGAACCUCCCCCUAACAGACACGUGAUGGUCUUCGAGAACCCAAUGGGAGUGAGAAGGUGUACCAUCAGUACUGUGGGACAUGCUAAAGAAGAUGUUCAUCGUAUAACACUCGGCUACGAUUGCCUUAAAUCUCCGCAAAUCGACAUGCUCAUCAUGAAAGCCUUGGGAUUUCCAUUUGAGCACAACAGAGCGAGCCGGGACAUUUUUAUAAAUAUGCAGUUUGAAAAUAUAGAGCCAGGUUCUAUAAUAUUGUUUACGAAGGAGAAGAUGUUACCGCCGGAACUUCGCGCUCUGCCUUACGACCUUGACAGUGUGAUGCACUUUGGCGAACGAGAUUACAGCAAAAACGGACAUAGGACCUUUAUAAUAAAGAACGCAAAAACUAAGCAGAACCGCAUUGGUCUAUCGAAAACCGACCUCCAAAAGAUAGAAAUAGUAUACGGCGAUGAAUGUAAGAAUAGAGAUCGCCGAGAAAAACUAGAUUCCUGCAAAUGGUUGCCGAAAGUGGAACCUCUUCAACAGAAUGAGAGACGGAAAAGAGAAAUAGAAAAGGUUCAGAGUCUUCGAAUUAACCCUGAGAUCACACCCCCACCCGAAAAAGCUUUAACUGAAGAACUUGAAGACCGUAUCAAAGUAUUAGCUAUCGAAAACGAAGUACAAGAUCUAAUGGAACAAGUUCACAAAAUAGCAGCAAAGGCACUAGAAAAGGCGAGAAUGAAACACUGCAAUGACACAAAUGUAAGUCUAGAAGCGAAUACAACAACUCAUGACAUGAUAGAAGUUAUUGAAGCAACAACUAAUUAUAUAAGCUUUGUUGUGAACAAGGCACUUACAAAUUUGACAAUUUUCUGUGAUAACAACAAUUCUAUAGAUGCUUUCCAAAGAGUAAGAUGCGGUUAUGGAACUGGAAAUAGGUGCCCAGUGAGUUAUAAAUCGACUAAAUCAGGAGCAGUCAAAUAUUCUACGCAACAUAGGCCAUAUAUUAUCCAAUCGACGAAACACGAUGGUAAAGGAAGAAAAAUUCAGUAUGAUUCGUGGCUAAGAUCUAGUAAUGGUACAGAAGGUGCCAGAAGAAAACGAGAUAUUACAGAGAAUGUUACACAGAAUGUUACAGAGAAUACAAUUGCUAAUCAAGAUAAAGUAGAAGCUACUCUCCCAAUUUUGAAUACUACUUUAACAACGGUCGCUGUACAGAAAGUAGUUAAUUUUGCACCUGUAAGAAGGUUUUAUGAACGCGGUCCAAGGAUUUAUGGUAGUAAAGAGAAGCAACCAAAAGAAUCUUCAUCCAACUUAUCCUUUGAUAGAAAGGAGAAAAAAGCAAUGUCAGAGGAAAGGUCUUUGAAGGUUGAAUUUUUGGGUGACAAAUAUAAGGAAAAAAGAAGAGAGAAGUACAAAGAGAAGAAAAGAGAGACCAUAGAAGAGGAGGAGGAAGAAGAAGAAGAAAGGUGUCAGUCCAAGCCAAGAUUGAGUUUAGAAACAGUGAAACUAUCCAAAGAUAAUAGGGAGUUUUAUAAAGAAAGAAUGUGGCCCGGUGGUGUCGUUAGAUAUGUUAUCAAAGAAGAUACCGGAUAUAAUUCUGAUAACGUACGUGCGAGCCUGGAGGAAGUCAACAAGCUACUGAAGAAGAAGACCUGCGUUCGUCUCGAAGAAAUCUCGGAGAGAGAGGGAGACAGGAAACAUCGAUAUAGCGACUAUCUCGUUCUAGACACCAGUCCGGACUACGUCACUGGGAGAGUUGGGGGUAAACAGAAUUUCGGCUGCAUCGAGUUAUUCGAAGAUGGGCAACAUCGACAACACGGUGCCAUGAUGGUGAUGGCAAUGCUGGGUUUCUAUUUCGAAGUUUCCCGCCAUGAUCGCGACAAGUACAUACGCGUGCAUAACAGACACAUACGGGCUGAUAAACUACACCACUUUGAAAAAAUCCGUUCAGACGCAACGCUACCAGUCCCAUACGAUUAUAAGAGCGCCACUCAUCCCGCCUGGCAGUUCUGGAGGAAAGUCGGGAGGACGGGUAUAGCAAGCGUCGCUACUUAUAAGGACCAGGAUCCAGACGGUUCUAUAAUGAAAUCACUCGGACAAAACGAGCAACUUUUAUCAGACAUAGACAUCAUAAAAAUAAAUAGUGUCUAUGGUAUUAAGUGCUUUCUGGACCGACGGAAGGAGUACAGAUAAAGAAAAAUAUUAAAAAAUAAAUAAACGAAUAACAAAAAAGUAUUCA
Messenger RNA from Melitaea cinxia (Glanville fritillary), 2379 nucleotides. RefSeq lists its product as uncharacterized. The record is from RefSeq and is a predicted model, not a curated record. The transcript has 11 exons. The coding region runs from base 102 to 2333 and encodes 743 amino acids. Gene Ontology annotation, biological process: proteolysis. NCBI's taxonomy places the organism in Eukaryota, Metazoa, Arthropoda, Insecta, Lepidoptera, Nymphalidae. Gene Ontology annotation, molecular function: zinc ion binding; metalloendopeptidase activity.